Messenger RNA from Rubroshorea leprosula, 713 nucleotides. Lineage: Eukaryota; Viridiplantae; Streptophyta; Magnoliopsida; Malvales; Dipterocarpaceae. The record is from the annotation of a GenBank genome assembly.
CGAAGUAAAAAAUCUUACAUGCCAAAUAUGGACCGACUUUCUCUUAUUAUUUUCUGCUUUUUUGUUGCAUCAAUCCUCUUCAUAGCUGGAGCUCAAAGUAAGCUUUCUCUUUCCUUAUUUAUGGAAUUAAUUAAAUUUAUCUAUAACCUUUCUUACUGAAUAGUUUUGUGGUUGCGGGUGUAUGUGUAUAUGUUCCCAAGGUGGCAAUAAACAGAGCCUAGGCAAAAGAUCUGAGCAUCCAUCACCUACUGCUAGAAGUGAAGGGCAAAAGAGUCCACCCGCGGCUCACCGAAAUCCUCCAUCUAAUUCAAGGAAACGCGUUUCAGCUUGUGAUUCUUCUGCACGGAACGAAAUUAAUAAACCUGCGUCGAGUUCCUAUGCUAGAAAUACUGAUCGUGGAAACCCUAUCAGGUGUAUUCCGGGCCGAGAAUGCCGGGGGGGCUGAGGAACUAAGCGCAAGCAACAAUAGAACAAAAGCUUAACCACCCCUUUAGUUUUUUUGCCGCUUUGUUUUUUUAGUUAGUUUUUGGAAAGCAUCCAUAUUUUGUGAGUUGUUCUUCUAUUUCGAUUUGCCCAGGAAAAGUGCAGUUUGGCAAGUGUUUAAAUACUCUCAAUGAUUCUUCUUUUUGUUUUGGUUUAUUUAGGGUGUUUUUAUAAUUUUGUAACCCAACUGAAGAAUGCAGUUUGGUUUAAAAUAAAUUUCUUAAGAAAUA